This is a messenger RNA of Dimorphilus gyrociliatus, 2017 nucleotides long. The record is from the annotation of a GenBank genome assembly. NCBI's taxonomy places the organism in Eukaryota, Metazoa, Annelida, Polychaeta, Dinophilidae.
AGUUUCUGUCGCAAGCUUGAACAGUUGUAAUUUAAGCAGCUAAAAAAAUUUUUCUCUUUUUUCAAAACUUCAAGUAAAACAAGGAAUUUCCAAAGACCUUGUAAAUUUUUUCAGUCAUUCUUGCGUUCAUCGCAUGAUUUCCAAAGUUGCUAAAGUCGCUAAAACUCUUUGUUCUAUUCAAGAUUUGAAAAACAGAUUCGAUUGGUUUCAAUCAAAUCUCUUCUCUUUCUUACAGAUGGCAAAACUCAUUGUUCUUUCCCUCAUUUUUGGCUUCGCUUUGGGUGAAUUCAACCUGAAGCCUUUAAAAACAAUUUAUCUUCCAUACGAAUUUGAUCAAAGUGGAUCGCCGCAGUUCGAUCUCUUUUCGGCUGCUGCCGAACAAAUUGGCUACCACUAUGGUACUAGGAAAGCCUAUGCUAUUGGUGGUGCUGGUCUUUUACACGUUGUUGAUCUUUCAUCUGUCAAUGAUGCUGAGUUAAUUCACAGUGAACAUGUUGACGGAGAGCCAAAUGACCUUGAUAUUUGUGGCAAUUAUAUUGCUUUGAGUGUCAGGAAUGACAUUAGCGUCUUACCUGGCAAAGCGGUCAUCUUUAAAGUUUACCAAGACAGUAGCAAAUCAAUGGAAAAAAUCCAUGAAAUCCCAAUUGGAAAUUGCCCUGCAAGUUCGAUAGUAUUCACAAAAGAUUGCAAAACUUUACUCGUUGCUAAUGAAGGUGAAGCUGGUCUUGAUGAGAACGGAAAAUUCCAUGACCCAGAGGGUUCAGUUACCGUAAUCAAUUUCAAAAACGAAAGUCUUUUGGAAUAUUCGGUUCGAACCGCUACUUUCCAUAAGUUUAAUGACAGGGCCAGCGAAUUUUUAGCAAAAGGUGUUAGGUGGAUCUAUAAAGGAGAGCGAUCGGGUGAGCAGUUAACCUUCUCCCAUGACAUCGAACCUGAAUAUAUAGUCCUUUCUGAAGAUGAGUCUAUAGCCUACGUUGUGCUGCAAGAAAAUAAUGCGAUAGCCAAAUUGGAUGUAUCAAAUGCUGAAUUUUUAGAUAUCAUUCCAUUAGGUUACAAAGAUUGGAGCCAAUCAGGUUUUGACGCUAGCGAUAAAGACGGUCGAAUUAAUAUCCAGAAGUGGCCAAUAAGAGGGCUUUAUCAACCGGAUGGCAUCCGCCUUUUUAAGCAUAACGGAAAGCCUUAUUUAGUUACAGCAAACGAGGGCGAUCUUAAAUCCUAUAAACUUAAGCACGAAGGUCUUACCUGGGCAGAAAUGGCGAGAGGUAAAGUUUUCGUAGACGGUAACAUGUUAGAUGAGAGUGUACCCGAGAAUAUGAGAGAAGCCUUGAGCGAUGAUAAAAAAUUGGGGCGUCUAUAUCUGAGUUUAAUUGAUGGAAAAAAUCCAAAAACUGGAUUAUAUGAGAAUCUUUAUGCUUAUGGAGGACGUUCGUUUACAAUUUGGGAUCCAGAAAAUGAAAUGGAAAAAAUUUAUGAUUCUGGAUCGGAUUUUGAAAAUUAUCAUGCUAAAAUUUUACCAGAAGUCUUCAAUAAUCAUGUAGGUGAUAGAACUCAUGCUCCUGAAGAUGAUUUUGAUGUUAGAUCUGACGAUAUGGGUCCCGAAGUGGAAGUUGUAGAAACGGCUCAAAUCGGAAACAAAACUUACUUUUUUGUUGGUAAUCAAAGAGUAUCUACAGUCAUUGUUUAUUCAGUUGAAAAUGGAAAAGCUUUGGUACCAAAAUUUGAAGGACUUUUCAGGCCAGGAGGAACUAGGAAAACCUGGCAACAACUGUUUGACAACAGGGAUGUUGGAGAUACAAAUACACAAGACAUGAAAUAUAUUCCCGCCGAGCUAAGUUCCAAUGGAAAUCCACUUCUUCUUGUCAGUGGAAGUCUCAGCGGAACAAUUUCAGUUUAUGAAAUACAAACCGGUCCUUUAGAUUGCGAUAUUUUUAUGUUGGAUAGUGAACCACUCAGUCGUUUAAAGAAAGAAACAAAUUCAGCUGUUUUCUACAUGGGAUUGGAAACUUAUUUGAGAUAA